Messenger RNA from Phlebotomus argentipes, 2380 nucleotides. It is a transcript of the gene Tak1, whose product is annotated as mitogen-activated protein kinase kinase kinase 7. The transcript has 8 exons. NCBI's taxonomy places the organism in Eukaryota, Metazoa, Arthropoda, Insecta, Diptera, Psychodidae. Gene Ontology annotation, biological process: protein phosphorylation; JNK cascade; positive regulation of canonical NF-kappaB signal transduction. Gene Ontology annotation, molecular function: MAP kinase kinase kinase activity; ATP binding; magnesium ion binding. The coding region runs from base 167 to 2035 and encodes 622 amino acids. The record is from RefSeq and is a predicted model, not a curated record.
UAUCUUGAGAAAAAUCUCGCGAAUUUCUCAAGAAUCCUCAUCCUUCCAUCGCGACGUGAUGCUUUUGGCAUUACGAUUGGCCGCGUGAAGGUGAUAAGACAAUCUUUGAUUGUGGUGAAAUGGUUCUUGUUGUUGCAGCGAUAAAGAAUAUCUUCUGAGGCUUCCAAUGGCUCAACAGAAUCCCGCUUUGGCCAAGCCAUUCGUCGAGGAGGUGAACUUUGCGGAGAUCAAUCAUUUGGCGAUUGUCGGGAAGGGAUCCUUUGGCACAGUGUACAAGGCCAAAUGGCGAGACAAUUACGUGGCGGUGAAGUACAUUGAGAAUGAGUCCGAGAGAAAUGCAUUUGCGGUUGAGGUGCGUCAGCUCUCGAGGGUGGCUCAUCCCAACAUCGUGGCCCUGCACGGAGCUUGCACUAAGAAGCCCCACGUGUGCCUGGUGAUGGAGUACGCCGAGGGAGGGUCACUCUAUGCCGUUCUCCACUGCACUCCCAAGCCAAUGUACACGGCCGCUCAUGCGAUGAGCUGGGCUCGCCAGUGCGCCCUGGGAGUGGCCUAUUUGCACGACAUGAGCCCAAAGCCACUAAUUCACCGUGACCUGAAACCACCGAAUUUGCUGCUCGUCCAGGGAGGAACAGUGCUCAAGAUCUGCGAUUUUGGCACAGUGACAGACAAGGCAACGCUGAUGACCAACAAUAAGGGAAGUGCCGCUUGGAUGGCACCUGAGGUCUUCGAGAGUUCCACAUACACGGAGAAGUGCGACGUCUUCAGCUGGGGAAUCAUCCUAUGGGAAGUGUUAUCGCGUGAGCAGCCCUUCAAGGAGAUCGAGCACACCUUCACCAUCAUGUGGAGUGUCCACAAGGGCCAUCGCCCUCCUCUGAUGGAGGGAUGCCCGCGACCCAUUGAGAAUCUUAUGACUUCCUGCUGGGACCCGAAUCCUUCAAACAGACCUUCCAUGUCGAAAGUCGUGGCCACAAUGCAGGAGCUCUGCAAGUUCUUACCCGGUGAACAUGUCCCCCUGGAGUAUGAGGACAUCGAAGGGUGCAUAGACAACGAUGUCGACAGUUUGGACAUAAACCCCGAAGGUGACUACAUCGAUUGGGGCUUUGGGACAGAAAGAGACUCAACCAUUGGCACAAAGAAUUCUAGUCAUGUUCCUGACCUCAUUCAAGUCUUCAACCAGACAAAGAUAGCAGAACCAAAUCUCGAGAAAGACAAGGAGAAUCCUGAGGGAACCAACACGUGUAGUCUUCCUCAGGGUGGCGCUCUUCUGGAACCGAUUUCCGUUCAAGUGGAUCCAAACGCCUGGGAAUUGGACCCUAGUAGUGAGGACUUGCAAAUUCUGCUGGGAAAUUUCGCCAAUAGUGAGGGGAAAGAGCGCCUAAGUGUCGCAGAGACGAGAAUUCCCGCGGAAAAGGAUCCUGAGAGACCGGCAACUGGGAAUUGUGAUGUGGAGGACGAUCGUGGGGACAGCUACGCAUCCCUUAAUCUAGAAUCAAUGCAUCUCAUGUUGGAGCCACACUUGCGUCCCGCCACUCCAGAUCCUGAGAAUGAACUCUCAAUGCAAAUAUUCGAGGAGCACAAGCAACUUGCACAGGACUAUUUGAAGUUGCAAACUGAAAUUGCUUAUGUAAAGAAAAACAGGGAUGAACUUCUUGCCGCAAUGAGUCCGCAGGAAAGGCAGGCACGCCAAGAAUACUGUGAAAGACUAGAAGAAAAGGAGGCUCUUCUGAAACUGCAUGCAAACCUGAGGCGCCAGCUUGAACUGCUGGAGAAGGCGCCCAAGAACAAUAACAAUUUUGGCAAUCCACCAGAGUACAAUGACAUUCACAGGGAGGAGCGUGAGCGAUUCCUUCUGGAUGAGCAUCGCCAAUUUCAGCACCUGAAGGAGCAGCAAAAGUUGAGAAACCAACAGAAUCAUACGCCAAAUAAUAAUCAAUCCCUACACGUUCCCACACGAGUGGCUCCACCUGUGCCCGAUUGGGUCCUGAUUCCAUCGAAUAACAACUUUGAGCACGGCGGAAAGGAGUCCAUCCACUGAAAGUAGCUCCCAUAGGACAAGAAGCCCACAUGAUGUGAUAUUUUCCUAAGUGUACGAUGGAGAGAGGGAGAAAAGAAACUAAGGAACCCUUUCACUGUGUCCUUAUGCGUGUCCCACAGUUCAUCUUCCAACUCUCUCUUUUUUUUACCUUUUACUUCAAACUGAUUAAUGUGCCAGUGCCAAUAUAUUUUACACGCAAUCUUGUGACGAUGAAAUGAUAAAAUAUAACUUAUCUACCACUCAUCAUUGUAACCUAUUUUUAAAUUCAAUAUUAAUAGUAUUUGUCUCGAGAUUUCUUUGUACGACCUUUUAUUGCCUAUCAUUGUGGGACAUUUUGCUAAAAUU